This is a messenger RNA of Salvelinus namaycush (lake trout), 3535 nucleotides long. Its product is annotated as transient receptor potential cation channel subfamily M member 5-like. The record is from RefSeq and is a predicted model, not a curated record. The transcript has 24 exons. Gene Ontology annotation, molecular function: ligand-gated calcium channel activity; calcium-activated cation channel activity. Lineage: Eukaryota; Metazoa; Chordata; Actinopteri; Salmoniformes; Salmonidae. Gene Ontology annotation, cellular component: membrane. The annotation marks the transcript as partial. Gene Ontology annotation, biological process: calcium ion transmembrane transport.
AUGGAGCUCAUUGGAGACUGUGAUUGGUCAGAGGAAGGCCAGGGCGUGGCUUACCUACAUGCUGCUUCCUGGAGUCUCCAAGGGCUCACCUGGUGUCACUUGCCCCAGGGCAGAGAUCGGGGGCGCUGCCGCUGCAGAGACGAUGCCCACGAUGCGGGGGAUGUACUGGAGUGGUCACGGGAGCAAAGUGCUCCGUUGGCCUGCCUUUGCUACUCUCAGCUGGACGAGGGGACAAGGAGGGGUCACUGGGCAACAGGACGAGUGGGGAACAUGGACUUCACUGACACCAGUAGGACAAGGGGAAAGGGGGCGAUACCGCUGCAGAGACGAUGCCCACGAUGCGGGGAUGUACUGGAGUGGUCACGGGAGCAAAGUGCGCUGUUGGCCUGCCGUUGCUACUCUCAGCUGGACGAGGCCGUGGAGAGUGUGGCUGAAGGCCGAGGCCGAGGUGCUAGCAGAGGGGACAAGGAGAGGGGCCACUGGGCAGCAGGACGAGUGGGGGACAUUGACUUCACUGGCACCAGUAGGACAAGGGGAAAGUUUGUGAGGGUUCACAGCUCCACAGAUCCAGUGUUAAUCUACCAGAUGCUGACAGAGCAGUGGGGACUAGCCCCUCCACACCUGGUGGUGGCUCUGGUGGGGGGAGACGAGCUGGCUCAGAUGAAACCCUGGCUCAGGGACACCGUGAGGAAAGGACUGGUCAAGGCUGCUCAGAGCACAGGUGCCUGGAUCCUGACCAACGGGCUUCGCUUCGGCAUCACCAAGCACCUGGGCCAGGCUGUCCGGGACCACUCUCUGGCCAGCACCUCCUCUAAGGUCAAGGUGGUGGCCAUCGGCAUCGCUCCCUGGAACAUGAUCCACCACAGAGACGCGCUGCUUGCUGCUAAGCCAGACCAGCCUGCCGUGGUGGAGCCCCAGGACCUGCCCCAUGGGGCGGUGUACUCCCUGGACUGCAACCACUCCCACUUUGUCCUGGUUGAGGAGGACCCUCAGCGCCCCGGUGCCACCAGCGACAUGAGAGUCAAGCUGCUGAAGCACAUCUCCCUGCAGCGCACCGGUUACGGAGGUGCAGGUAGUUUUGAGAUCCCAGUGCUGUGUCUCCUGGUGCAUGGAGAACCCCGGAUCCUACAGAGGAUGUAUAGGGGUAUAGGGAACGCCAUGCCCUGGCUGAUACUGGCGGGGUCGGGGGGUGUGGCCGACAUCCUGGUCACGCUGAUGAACCGGGGCUGCUGGGACAUGGACAGCGUUCAGGAGCUCCUGCUAGACACCUUUCCCAGCGUGCACCACAGCACUGACAUCACCAACUGGACCAAGCUGAUCCAGAAGAUACUGGACAACGGCCACCUCCUGACAGUUCAUGACCCCGAGCAGGAGAGCUCUGAGCUGGACACAGUCAUCCUCAAAGCCUUGGUCAAAGCCUGUAAGAGCCAGAGUCAGGAAGCUCAGGACUUCCUGGAUGAGCUGAAGUUGGCGGUGGCCUGGAACCGGGUGGACAUCGCUAAGAGCCACAUCUUCAACGGGGACGUGGAGUGGACGGCAGGUGACCUGGAGGAGGUGAUGAUGGACGCGCUGGUCAAUGACAAGCCCGACUUUGUGCGUCUAUUUGUGGACAACGGCGUGUGUCUGGGCGAGUUCCUGACCUACGGCCGCCUACAGGAGCUCUACUGCUCCGUGUCAGAGAAGAGCCUCCUUCAUCUCCUCCUCAUGAAGAAGCACCAGGAGAAACAGCUCCUACUGAAGGCAACACGGACCCCUGGACCCCCUCACGACCACCACAAGGCCGAGCCCGGGGACCGGAAGGCCCGCUUCACCCUGCACGAGGUGUCCAAAGUGCUGAAAGACUUCCUGCACGACUCGUGUAAAGGCUUCUAUCAGAAGCUGCCCACGGAGAAGACAGGCAAGAAGGCAGGCCGUCUGUUUAACAACCAGAAGAGCCUGGCUGAGCUGGAGGAGCGCUGUGAGCACCCCUGGAGGGACCUGUUCCUCUGGGCUGUUCUCCAGAACCGCCAGCAGAUGGCUAACUACUUCUGGGCCAUGGGUCCUGAGGCUGUAGCUGCAGCUCUAGCUGGUUGUAAGAUCCUGAAAGAGAUGUCUGGCCUGGAGUCAGAGGCAGAGUCAGCACGCAGCAUGAAGGAGGCCAAGUAUGAGCAGUUUGCCCUAGAUCUGUUUGGGGAGUGCUACUCUAACAGUGAGGACAGGGCCUAUGCUCUUCUGGUGAGAAGGACCCGCUGCUGGAAUCAAUCCACCGUCCUCAACCUGGCAACCGAGGCUGACGCCAAGUGCUUCUUCGCCCACGAUGGAGUUCAGGGGUUCCUCACUAAGAUCUGGUGGGGGGCGAUGACUACAGACACAGCCAUCUCCAAACUGGUGCUGUCUUUCUUCUGUCCCCCUCUCAUCUGGACCAACCUCAUCAAGUUCAGUGAUGAGGAGCUAGACAGUCGUGGUGGAGGAGAGGAGCAGUAUGUGGAACUAGACAGUCUGGACACAGAAAAGGCCCUGCUACUAACAGACAAUGACCCUUUGUGAGGCCAGAGCAGCGCCGCCGUGUGGUGGCGUUUCCUGCUGCGUCGCUGGCGUCGCUUCUGGAGUGCCCCGGUCACUGUGUUCCUAGGCAACGUCAUCAUGUACUUUGCUUUCCUCAUCCUGUUCACCUACGUGCUCCUGCUGGACUUUCGUCCUCCGCCCCCCGCGGGCCCUGGGGCCCCUGAGAUCAUGCUCUACUUCUGGGUCUUCACCCUGGUGCUGGAGGAGCUGAGACAGAGUUUCUUCACAGACGAAGACAUGAGCAUCCUGAAGAAAUUCAAGCUGUACGUGGAGGACAACUGGAACAAGUGUGACAUGGUGGCCAUCUCACUCUUCGUAAUCAGUGUGUCCUGCAGGAUGAUGAAAGACACGUAUGAGGCAGGACGAACGGUUCUGGCGCUGGACUUCAUGGUGUUCACACUGCGUCUCAUCCACAUCUUCGCCAUCCACAAGCAACUGGGGCCCAAGAUUAUCAUUGUGGAGAGGAUGAUGAAGGAUGUGUUCUUCUUCCUGUUCUUCCUGAGUGUGUGGCUCAUAGCGUACGGCGUGGCUACUCAGGCCCUUCUCCACCCCAACGACCCGCGCCUAGACUGGGUGUUUCGCAGGGUCCUGUAUCGACCCUACCUGCACAUCUUUGGCCAGAUCCCACUGGAGGAGAUUGACGUGGCACGGAUGCCCGAGACCAACUGCACCACAGUGAUAGAGGAGAUCAUCAUGGGAACUCUGCCCCCUUGUCCCAACAUCUACGCCAACUGGCUGGUCAUCCUACUGCUGGUCAUCUUCUUACUGGUUACCAACGUUCUGCUGCUCAACCUCCUCAUCGCCAUGUUCAGCUACACGUUCCAGGUGGUGCAGGGCAAGACAGACAUCUUCUGGAAGUUCCAGAGGUACAACCUGAUCGUGGAGUACCACAGCCGGCCUGCCUUAGCCCCGCCCUUCAUCAUCAUCAGCCACUGCUCCCAGCUGCUCCUCAGCCUGGUCAAGAGGCCUGAGCCCAAACUGGAGCAACUAG